UGCGAUGGUAAACAAAAACAAAAACAAAAAUCACUAUAUAGUAAAUAGGUAGUCGAUACCUGUUAAACGUUUACUGCGUCGUCCGUUCUCCAACUCAUACCGUUCGGCAGCAUCAUAUUAUUAUUAUUAUUAUUAUUAUUAUCAUUAUUAUGUCGUCGUAAUAUUACAUUUUUAUUAUAUUAAAAUUACGGGUUUGGCGGUGGUCAAUGUUGUCCCGGUGAUCAAGCUCUAUCGAACGGACGGCGACCUAUAACGUCAGAGCGGCCCAGAUUUUUCAGGUCCACGGCGACUUAACUAUACACACUCGCAGUCUUACGUACCGAAUAGUGUAGUCGCAUGCUUUGUGUGGUACGGCACCGAAAUCCAUUGUCGUCCUCAGUCGAUAGUCCCGAAAUUACAACAUCCGUCGAGAGCGCUCCGCGUACCCGACACCCGACUGAGUCGUCGCACCCGCCGCUGAGCUGCCCUCAUUUCACCGUUCGCUCUGUUCGUUUGCGGGUCGUCUGCCCGCGUUUGCCUCUCACUGGUCCACCCUUACGCCAUUGAGAAUAAAGUAAAUCGCAUCGUCUGUCGACGUACCGUUAGUUGCGGCCGACUGUGUUUCCUUCAUUUCGCAUUUAUUACCGUGGAAAUCUGUCACCGCCGUGCGGCAUCGAGCACUCCACUCGUCUGACUACCGUUUGAUCGCUAAAACGUCUUGCACCCGACCCGACACCGCCAUUUGUCGUGCGUUCUGGGUGUUGUCCGCGCACGACCGUUCCGCGAGUUCCGUCAGCCCGACGUUUCCCAUCGCCGUUUCAUCGAUCGCGUUUUCGUCGUUGUCGUCGUCUAGCGUACCGUGUUCUGCGUAAGUGCUCGCCGACGCCGUCAACCGUCGUCCAUUACGCCGAGUACGAACACGCGCGCGCUCGCGCACACAAGGUAAGUCGACUCGUCUCGAGAGUUUGACCGUCGUCGUGUGAUGGCCGCCAAGAGGUCGGUUUCACCCGGACCCAUUGACCUGAUGAAGGAAAUAAUGAGAUUAAUUGCUGAACCGAAUUCGGUCAACAACAAAAAAAGACUGGAAGUUGCUUAUUUCCAACACCCAUCUAAGACGGUUGAUCCAACAACUUGUGAUCUAUGUAGUGAUAGUACAGGAUUCGUAUGCAGCAGCCAGUAUCAAAAAGGCUCAAAUCACCAGAAAAAAUAUGAAGCGGUUAGACUCAAGAUUAAUAAAAUAUUUGAUUUUGAAUAUCCGUUCAAUCCAUUUGAAUCAUUCCUCGAAGAAGUACCUAUACAACGCAAAUACAAUGUUAAACUUCCUGCCAGAAAACAGUUAGAUAAACUAAAAAUGAUUCGUAAGAACGACAGAUGUGUUGUGUGUAAAAAAGGUGUUCUUCAAGCACGAUUGGUACAAUGUCAUUACUGUAUUCGACUUUAUCACCUCAAUUGUUUGGAUCCUCCUAUCCGUGAUUGGGAUCAUAGUAUGAGAUGGAUUUGUCCAGCACAUGAUGAUUUCUUAGAAUUAGCAUAUCCUGACGUUUUCACUCCUGGUCAAGGACUACUUACUACUAAUAGUAUAACAACCAAGAGGACCCGAUGUGAGCUGCCCAGUAUACCUGUAAACAAAUUUUUCAACAUACCCAGUAAAAUUGACGCCAUGUAUAAAAAGCCAGAAGAUAAUGUUCCAACAACAUCAACUGAAAACUCAUCUUUAAAUAUUUUAUGUGAUGUUGCUUCGUUUGCAUUGGAAUCGAUAAAUGCUGAUCAUAAGAUAAAUGACGCUGAUAAUGUUUCAAAUGAUAUUUCUGACAAGUUAUUGCAAAAAAGCAAUUUUUUGCCAUCUAAAAAAUGUUGUGCCACUUUAUCUUGUUUAUCUGUACCCUUAAAUAUUUCUGUACAGAGAGAAGUAAUUACGAUUGGCAAGAGUCAUAAAAAUAAACUAUGUUUACUACCUUAUGGAAAUUGCGAGUAUAUUUCUGAUUAUCAUGCCACCAUCAGAUUUGAUAAAGUAUGUAUUAAUUAUUUUAUAAAAAGUUUAACAUACCUUUUAUAUAUAAUACUUUUAUUCUAGUAACUUAUAAUCAAG
Messenger RNA from Acyrthosiphon pisum (pea aphid), 2068 nucleotides. RefSeq lists its product as uncharacterized. Bases 962 to 2053 code for a protein of 363 amino acids. NCBI's taxonomy places the organism in Eukaryota, Metazoa, Arthropoda, Insecta, Hemiptera, Aphididae. The transcript has 10 exons. The record is from RefSeq and is a predicted model, not a curated record.